This is a messenger RNA of Dermacentor albipictus, 9030 nucleotides long. Its product is annotated as polypeptide N-acetylgalactosaminyltransferase 11-like. Gene Ontology annotation, molecular function: Notch binding; polypeptide N-acetylgalactosaminyltransferase activity. The record is from RefSeq and is a predicted model, not a curated record. Gene Ontology annotation, cellular component: Golgi apparatus. Gene Ontology annotation, biological process: regulation of Notch signaling pathway; protein O-linked glycosylation. Lineage: Eukaryota; Metazoa; Arthropoda; Arachnida; Ixodida; Ixodidae.
GGCGCACAUAGGUCCAUAGGUGUCCUGUGGGCGCGCUCGCUACGUGUGUGUAUGCGUGCUGGUGUGCGUGCUGGCGCCGGUGGUUCUGAACAUUUUGCGUAUUGAGCUGGCCUGCAAAGAGAAGCUUCGCCAGCUUUAUUUUGCAGCGUGUGAGGAAGCAAUUAGGUGUGUCCUACGAGAUGCGGUCAACGCGAUUCCGUUGCGCGUAGUUGUGUACUGCUGUGUGCGGCGGUGUGCUCAAGACUGGCAUGGUGGGAUGGGCAGCAAGUGUGCAGUGAUGCACCGGCUGCUUCAAGUGCGAAGCAUUCAUGCAAUUGAAAUGCGGAUAAACAUUGCAACGAGAGUUGCCUAAGUAUGGCUCCCUUUGUAGUCAAGACGAUGGGAAUGGGACCUCCUCAUAGACCUGUGACCUCCUGAGGGUCCCCCUUGGAAGAUUAUGAGGUUGUGGUGCUGUCUGGUGGUGAUAGUGGCAAUCAGCGGUGUGUCCGUGCUGGUGCUGCUACCACUGGUCGAGUCACCUGGGCACCACCCACGGCUACGGUCACGCCAGGGCAGUGCCUCCCGACUCCACUUUCGCGUUGGUACUCGAAGUACAACCAGGGCAGGCGAUGUCGGAGCUGCUGCAGUCCCCGAUGCCUCACGACUAGGGGCAAUCUACAAUGCAGAGGAUCAGCGGAUCAAGGUGGAGGGCUACCACCAGCACGCCUUCAACAUGCUCAUCAGCAACCGACUGGGAAAGGUGCGCACCCUGCCAGAUACACGCAACCCCCUCUGCCGUCAGCAGGUGUUUGAUGAGCAGUCACUGCCGACAGCCAGCGUGGUGGUGUGCUUCUACAACGAGGCCUGGUCGGCACUGGUGCGCACCGUGCACACUGUCCUCGAGCGCACCCCAGCCGCUCUCCUUUAUGAGCUAAUCCUCGUUGAUGACAACAGCACCUUGCCGGAGCUGGGGCUGCAGCUGGCUCGCUACGUUUCUUCCGAGCUGCCAUACAAUGUGCGCCUCAUACGCACGCCAGCACGAGAGGGACUCAUCCGUGCCCGCAUGUACGGUGCACGAAAUGCUUCAGGACAGGUGCUGGUGUUCCUGGACAGCCACUGUGAAGUCAAUGUGGGCUGGCUAGAGCCCAUGCUGGCACGCAUUGGUGCCAACCGCACCACGGUCACUUGCCCCGUCAUCGACAUCAUCAAUGCGGACACCUUCGAGUACAGCGCAUCGCCCAUUGUGCGCGGCGGCUUCAACUGGGGACUCCACUUCAAGUGGGAAUCUCCACCCAGGCUGCGGGGGCCGCGGCAAGCCAUUGACCCCAUACCUUCACCGACCAUGGCCGGCGGCCUGUUUGCCAUGGACCGGCGGUACUUCCACGAGCUGGGCGACUACGAUGACGGCAUGGACAUCUGGGGGGGUGAGAACCUGGAGAUCUCCUUCCGGAUCUGGAUGUGCGGAGGGCGGCUGGAAAUCCUGCCCUGCUCACGGGUGGGGCACGUGUUCCGGCGCAGGCGCCCCUAUGGAUCCCCAAGUGGCGAGGAUACGCUGACUAAGAACUCGCUUCGCGUGGCGCACGUCUGGAUGGACGAGUACAAGACGUACUACCUGCAGACACGGAGGGAUGCCCGCAACCAGUGGUACGGGGACGUGUCGGCACGAAAGGAGCUGCGUAAACGGCUCAAGUGCCACUCCUUUGACUGGUACAUGCACAACGUCUACCCGGAGCUGAGGCCACCCAGCCCCGAAGACCUGGCACCCCGCAAGAAGCGCAAGAAGUUCCCUCCACCCAGGAACCUUGACCUGCUGCGCCGGAAGACGCCCACCGUUGUUGGCCGCUUUCAGCUGCAGCUGUCGGGUACUCAUCUGUGCGUAGAGUCGGAGGAUGACGUCACCACCAAGGGCACUGUGUUCUUGCUGCAGGAGUGCGCCAAGGUUAAGCGCCAGCUGUGGUACGAGACAGCACUGCACGACCUGCGCUUGGCGCAGCGGCUGUGCCUGGAUGGGGGCGAUGAGUACCCACGACUUGCCAAGUGCCACGAGAUGGGCGGCUCCCAAGACUGGCGCCAUUCCAGCAAUAAAAGCACUGCCCUGUACAACCUGGCGGCUGGCCUCUGCCUGGGCGCCAAGAAGGCCAGCGCUGGACAGCAUGUCACGCUCGAGAUGUGCAAUGACUCAAAGGUGGUGCACCACUGGGACUUCCGCCUGGUGGGUGCGCACUGACGCACCGAGUCUUAGCAGUCACCAUGCAGAAUCUCUGUCAGAGUACGUGAGCGAUCCCGUGACAAAACAUACCGGUGCGCUGCAUGUGAUCAUGUGGACAUUCUUUGUGAUGACACCCUUCUUCGCCUUUGUGAGGCGUUAUGAGAGACUUUGCACGGAAUAUGUUUGUUUAAUGCGUGUUCAAACCAUGUCUGAAUCUCAGCUGCCACGCACAGUAGCGUGUGCAGUUUUCUGAGCGGUUGGUGUUCUCUGCGGCCUCUGUGUAUUUGGGUGACUCAUAAGUGUAGAAAGUUGGGAGAAUUCUGCAUUUGAGGCAAACUCAAUCGUACUUGCUUUUUGACUGGUACUAAAGAGACACUUAAGUAGAAUAUUGGAUCAGCUUUAUAUCGGUGCAGCAUUCUUCCAAAUUUUGCCAGAGAUGUUGAUUUUUCUAAAUGGGAAAAAAUCGUGGCCGAAAUAUUUAUUUCUGCAUUUAGAGCCCAGACUGCAGUCACUGUAGAGUUAUGGACGUAAGAUUUCUUAUUUUAUAUGGGACCAUUCUGUGCAGGAAAAUGAGAUGAAGAUGGCCAAUUUGAGCCUUUACUUACCUUCGAGUGCAAUCUAUUCUCUUGAUUGAUUAAAAUGAACUAGCCAUGAAUAGGCCAUCAAAACCUAUGGUGUCGUGGGAAGGUGGCUCAAAGAUUUCAAAGCUGUGUCACCAAUUGUCUUUUGUUUAUUUAUUAAUCUUUUUCACUGGCCUUUCAAGCCUUCACUGAUGAUAAGAGUGACCUAUUUGCUAUUGCUACAUGUUAAUCUGGCAAUGUAGAUUAUCUUAAUAUUUCGCUCCAGUGUGUCUUAAUGUGUGGUUGUGCAUAGAUAUUAACACCUUUACUUUUUUUCAGUAACUGUGAUAAACAUCAUGCAAGAUUAAAUGACACUUUUAUUUAGAAUUUGGCGAGAGGCAGAGUCAGAACAUAAAAAAUGCAAAAACCCACUGCAAGCACCCAUAAGGGAACACUUAUGUUGGUAUGGUGAAUGUAUGUAGUCGGUGAUGGCGUGUCUUUAUACCUGAACCUGCAUUAUUGAAGUGGCUGCCGCCACAAUGUCAACCUUCCUGUGCCCAUUUCUGACUACCCUUUUAAAUGUAAGGACAAUUAAUUGAUGUGUCUGUGGGCUGCAUAGAGCUGUACAUUCUUGAUGACAAAGGAUAUUCGCCUCGCUACUUAUGGAUGUGCAAAGACAAUGUGACGUCUCAUGCACUCAGCUAGCUUGGAAGGCGCUUGAUCUUUUUUUUUUCGCAAGCAAUAUAAAUAGCCGAAUGCAAGCCCUCUUGUCUCGUGAAAUCAAUGCCAUGUUGGAGCCUUGCCUAGCGUCACUCCAUAUGGACGUGAGCUGAGCUUUGCCCUUUACAGGCAGGGAGCUCUGCAGGGGUUUUCAUUGUGAGCAGCCAAGUGUGCCUGUGGCCUACUACAGUUGUAGCAACUGCCAGACCUGCUGUUAUGAUUAGGAGCCCUGACAGCUGUGCCAGGUUGCGGUCUUUAAUCAUGCGACUUUUGUAAAUGUGCUUUGUACUGUUGAUCCGUCGCAGAAUCUGUUGACCUACCGUACAUGCCAUCAGUCAGUGACAAAAUGAAACUGCUUUGGUGUGUUGUAGCCUAUGAAGUGCUUUAGAGUGCUGAAAAUGGCAAAUCUGGCUGGUGGGAAAUGCCAAACAUUAUGCCUUAAGGCACAUCUCCAUUGCGAUUACAAAAGAAAAGGGAAAAAAAAAGAAAAUGCUGUUUAUUUAGUAUUUGGUUUUGCUUAGAGUGGGCUCAUAGAUCUGUUUUUCUUCUUCUUGUUACUGUGCCGAUUUAGUCUUGUCAUCCAUAGGGAUGCAAGAAUCGGCAGACCUCCAUGCUUUCUGCCAAUCACCAUGUCUGGAGAUGAGGGCUAUGGAUUAUUUUGCAACUGGCAUGACUGAAGAGCUGUGGCACUAUGUACACCAGCCACUGCAUGUCAGAUGCUGCCUUGCCACGUCUGGGGUGUUUAUAGUGGUUGGCUGUGGAUAAAUUGGCUCUUCACCUUGCUUGUGGAGUACUUGAAGUGAAUCUCAUGCUCUUCUCUUAAGAAUCUCCUAAAUGUUGCACGCAACUUUAGGUGCGUGUGUCUGUUGCAAACGCGAGAUACUAACGCACCAUAGGAUAAAGCCAUAAAUUUGAUGGGGCGUGCGGAGAAAGCCGGGCACAUGCUUGUGCUGGUGAUAACAAGUUUCGUGUAUACUGCUACCUAUUGGAGAUGAUGAUGACUAAGUCUAGCUGUAAUUACACCCACCGUUUGAUGUUAUAGCAUGAACAAAAGUUCACCCAGAAAACACUCGCAUUUAAGUCUCGAAUGCAGUGCCAUGAAUGAAAAAGUUAUUCUCCAGUUAAGCGUUUGAUCUGUCAGAUAUGAAGGAAAUAAAGGAGCUUACUAAAAUGUGUGGCUCUCCUCUAAGCUUAGAAGGUUUACUAGGGGCAUCUGCCCGAGAGUGGCAAUUACUACUUGAGGCUAAUCAUGCAAAUUACACUCUCCACUUCUUAUUGCUCCUUUGCUGCCUAUAACUGAGACUGUAGUAUAGUUUGACAUUGUUAGUGGUACUGUGGGUUUGUUGUAUGUGACAUCGUGUACGAACUCUUUUUUUUGUUGCAUGUCUGUACAACUGGUUUUUUAGGCAGGCCAUGUGCUUACGUAUCUGUCGUCUGGCAUUUUUCUAUUUUAACUGUGCAAUCUCCAGACUACGGGUGUGGGGCUGGGAGAAUACAGGGGCUUCCUUUAUUUGGUACCUACUCAGGGUUCUGCAGGUUACUGGUCACCUGUACUUCCCGAAACUAUUGUAGCGGCGAUAAGAAACAUUGCAUUGUAGUGGGAAAACCCGCUUGUCGUGGCUGAAAUGUUAGAGUGCACUGCUGUCGGAGUUGCACUGUAGGAAUCACAAGAGGUGCCAAAAAUAAUUUCAUCACAUAUUUUGGUGCCUUGGCAUUAAAAGUUAUAAUAUUGGUAUGCCAGCAAAUGAUGCCCAGGAACAGAGUGCUUUGUUUGAAAAUAAUUUUGCUUGUAAAUAUGAUGCUUCUAUUGUUUUGAAAGGGUGAAUUCAUGGAAACAGUAGACCCUCGUUGAUACAAUCUGGUUACGUACAGUUUCUCAACGCCAAUGUUCACGAUCGAGAACAAAAAAAAUUACCCAACACAGUGGCGCCUCCUUUUUUUCUGCUUAAAUGCGUUCCUGCGAAAAUAUGUUCUUUCAGCACCAAACUGCAAUUGUAUAUGUUUUACAGUUGCUAGAUCCCAUGUAAACAAGAAAAAGUGCCAGGCAAGGUAUUGAGAAUGGUAGCAGCCUGCCACAGCAGCUUUCUCACAAUACUUGUCCGCCUGUCUCACGUGAAUAUGCCAGCGGGCACUGAGUUUCCUAUUAUGGCAGCAGCAAAUCUCCUCCUGGCCUGCCACCUAGGAGGAGCGAUGUCUACUCGGGUGACGCAAAUCUCGCACCAUAGCUACACUACAAAGGAAGUCCGUGAGGCUUUCGGCCCUGCUAGUGUUGCUAUCGUCAUCAGCCCGAUUGCAAUAAGCAUUUUAACCUAUCUGUGUCACAGUGCGUUGGGCAUAGUGUUGUUGGAAGUUGACUACCCGCUUUUAAUAGGGGAUAAACCUAAUACGCGCUGUCAUUACCUGCUGCAAUGCAAAGUGAGCAUCAUGUUUCAUUCUGGUGGCAUCGUAGGCAUCAUAGUAUUCCGAUGUCUCCCACCAGCUCGAUUUCGUUUCGGUUUCCCGUUGAUUUAGGAAAACGAGAAUGUGCAUCUCGCAUCACUUGGGCCCCAUCAGCUCGACGCGCAUCGGCAUCUUGUGUCACAACAAUUCACGCCAAGUGGGCACAUCAAAACUUCCCAGGCCGAAUUUGAAGAUCGCAAGCAUGAACUCGCCAAAGCCUCAAGAAAAGCAAUGCCCAUCUUGAAUUGCUCAGGCCCCACCGGUUUGCCAUGCGUUGGCAUUUCCUGUUGCAAUGCUUCGCAGCACGUUGAUGUAAACCACACUUGAGCCUGUCACAUUGUUUAGUGAUUUUGGAUCUUAUUGCUCAUCAUAGUGCAUUCUUUCUUGCAUUAUUCUCCAAAACGUAUGAACGAGGUUCUGCUGUAGUCACACACUCAUAUAGAACUGCCUUUUCUUUCUCUGUGUAUUACACUCAACCAGGCUUUGAGUGGUCUUUUACCUUGAUUUUACCAUCUGCUUAGGUACCUACCACUCAUGGCAGGUCACACUGUUGUUGCCGUGUUGUGGGUCACUUAAGGGCCUUUUAUAGUCCGACGUAACGCCCGCACGCACGCACGCACACUACGUCACGUCGGCGAAAACAACCCCUCUAUAGUCGGGCGCACCGGCACAGCCAACGUAACCGACGGCUUCUGACACUCCCCAACGGGCCCAACGCCGAUAUGGCUCCUGAGCCAUUCGCGCGUCGGAGUCGGCGGAAUUCUCACACCGCAAUGCAUUGCGCGCGAAGAAAAAGGUGCCAACACAACUCUGCAGACGGCUUUUGCGGACGGCGCGACUUGGCGAAUGUUCUGCGCAUGCUCUGAAGAUAGCAGCCGACAGCGUGCGCGUUGAAGGAUAGAGGGGAUGGCAUCUCGGCUGGCGCAGCGCAACCGACGUAGCGUGACUGACCGUGAACGCCGCUCGCCCGCUCGCCCAUACCGUUGGACUAUAAACGUGCCUUUAUUCUGGGUCACUGAGCAGAGCCACUGCGCGUAACAAUGAUAAAUAGGUUGCACAUCAAUACAGCUUCGAAUCACAGGUAAUGGAUAGCCUGUACCAAUCAUUUACCUACUAUCUGUGGUUUGAGCUUAUCUGAGAAAAAGAGCUUGCAGUCCAGGACUUGAGGCUUAUCAAAGCAGCCAGAAAUGGCAGGGGAAAUGCAGGGUCUCAUAAAGGGGAAAAGGUGUAUUUCUGUAGUGAAAUAUUUCAUGUGCAAGGACCAUUUGGCCAGAGUGUUAUGCUCGUCACUGCUUCGAAGGACAACAUCGCCACUGCCUUGUCCAUGCUUGUUUGCAGUGCCCCUCGUCGAAACUUUUUCAUUUGACUCUACAGAUCACGAUCCCUUAAGAAAUGGGAGUAAUUCUGUUCUCGGGCCAUUUUCCCAAUGCAGAAUAGGAAUAGAAAAAGUAAGAACCUAGAUGGCACAAAAGCCAGGAGGAGGUUAGCACAUUCACGGAAUUUACCAUUACGUACUUCCAUCAUCUUCGUUUCUUGCCACAGAUUCCUUCCCCUUGUAGCGGGGAAAUAAUCUGCUUUUGCGCAAGCCGUAUCACUUUUCAAGUGCAUGUUUGACACCGUGCUAACACAUCAGGCCACGGCUGUUCAGGGUGACAGCAGACACUGAAGGGGUUACUAACACAGUGGUUGGGGUGCUCACUGGCAGAGGAGACUUCUACAUCACCCUGGGUUCAUUCAUCUAGCACUGUGGUUACUUUGUAAAGCUGGCUUUCCAUCUUGCACUGUACGUCUUUAAAUAGGUGUUCUUCGUACUGCGUGGAGCAAAUUGCUCGUGCAAUUAAUACAAAGCUACGACAGUUGGGGUGCAGUGAGUUAUGGUGUGGCAUGCUUACAGUAGUACAGCACCUCAGGAAGUGACAGGCAGUUGCAAGCAAAGGUGUAGAGGCCACAGGUGCUGUGAAGGAAAGAAAGAAAAAAACUUUGCGUCAUGGCUCCUUGAUUUGUGGCACAUCAAAUCGAGUGGCACAACAUACGUGUGCAUGUUCCAUCAGUGAGGUGUAUGUCUGAAUUUCAGGCUGCAGAGCUACACCAAAAGAAAACCUUAAUUUUUGGCCACCACUGUUGCCUCCAAUGUUUCACCCACUACGGUACAAGCAUAUCCUGCUUUUAAGACGGCUUUGCUACUUUUUGACACUCUGCUAAGUCACUCCAAGAGCAGAAGUUUUCCUAGGCUUCUGCUGUUAAUGAUUGUAUUGCGCUUGGUAUUACACAGAAGGAAUAACUAAAGAAUUAACAUAACUUUAUGGUACAAGCAUUGUCAUGUGGACAAAGCAUGAAACUGCCACAAAGGUCCCUGAUCAAAACAUUGCUCUAAAACUGGAUGUGUAUCAAUCGAGGUAAUUUUACCCCACAUGGAAAGACAGUAGCGGUAGCAGUGCCCUUUCUGCCGCACGUGCUACCUGACAGGUGCUUGGAGAACUGCAUGCCAUUUUUUUCUAUGCACAGCAUUCAUAUUUAUUCGAAUGUAGGCACCGCCUUUAAGUGUCAUGUGCAUGGUAACAGUGAAUAUUAAUUACAUAAUCGCAGAAUGGUUAUGGAGCCUCUUUGCUCCAUGUGUGUACCCUUACUCCAACUGCCCCAUCUGUUUGAUACAAGGUAAAAUUGAAAUCACUGCUUUGCUGUGCCGUAUCUCAAAAUGACUGCUUUGCUGUGCCGUAUCUCUUGAAGACAUGAUUUAUUACCUUAGCAUUACCAGGUUCACUUCCCAGCAGCGGUGACUGCUUUUGAACAGGGGAAGAGUGGGAAAAUUCUCUUGCAUCUAGCUUAAGUUGUACGUUUGAGCACUCCAUUUAUUCAAAAUUUUAUGGAGCCCUCCACUACAGUGUUCCUUGCUGUUUCUGCAUCGCCUUGAAAUGUUAACUGGCAUCUAAACAAUUAGUCAGCUGCUUUAGCUUGAUAAUGUGGCACUAGGAUCGUUUCCUUGCUGGUGAAAGAACGCAGUGGAAGGAAGUGCAGAGUGUCUUCUGUCAGUCAAUUGCAGUUCUUUGUGGCAUCAGAUUUAAUCCACCGAGAGCCUUUGUAUUCACAGAAAAUUCAAUAAGAAAGUAAAGUUUGUUAGAAGCU